Annulohypoxylon maeteangense is the source of this 1121-nucleotide messenger RNA. RefSeq lists its product as uncharacterized. Gene Ontology annotation, molecular function: protein binding. Bases 188 to 1036 code for a protein of 282 amino acids. The transcript is spliced from 2 exons. The record is from RefSeq and is a predicted model, not a curated record. NCBI's taxonomy places the organism in Eukaryota, Fungi, Ascomycota, Sordariomycetes, Xylariales, Hypoxylaceae.
UCCGGAAAGAGAACUCGCAUCAGCUGGUAAGGAGCUUUAUGAUGCAUCGUUACUAUUACAAUUCAGACUUGGCUUCGUCUCAGAAUCGAUUCAAUUGACGGUAACCCCCUUAUAAAGCCGAAUUAGCCGUGACGUGACUCUCCAGCCAAAAUACAAAGGCUCCGAAUAUUUAUUCUGGUCGCAAAACAUGUCGGCGCAGCCUACGUCACCUAGUUCGUCCGAUGUGGCUGCCGAUCAGCCCAAGGAUCGCGACGAAUCCCUGUCGGUUGAUGCUGAACCGAAGUCUCAAGAUGUCAAUCAGGAGAAAUCCGUCGAGCACAAGUCUCUGGACAAGACAAAUAGCGCUGCGCUAGAAUCUCCGAAAUCUUCUCAAUCAUCUCAAUCGCAAGAAUCCGGCGAGGCUUCGCCUAUCCCAUCUGCUGACUCUGCAGCUGCCGAGUCUAGCGCUCCACCGCUACCCAACGAACCACCACCAGCGACCGAGGAUGACGGCUGGGACUUCCAUUGGGAUGCGACAAGCCAAGCAUACUUUUUUCACAACAGAUAUACCAACCAGACUACUUGGGAAAAUCCCCGAUUAGCAACAGAAGCCUCGACAGCGCAAUCGGAAAUCACCGCCUCCAGCGCCCCCGAACCUCCGAAAAACGAGAAACCACCCGCUGGAGGCUACAACCCUGCCAUACACGGCGACUACGACCCGAAUGCGUGGUACGCGCAGACAGACGAGAAGAAAUCCGAUCAAGAUGCAGUCGCGGUAGACCCGUCGGCGGCGUACGCGUCUAUGGGCACAUUCAAUCGGUUCACGGGUGGCUGGCAGGCCGCGGAGCAGACCACGGAACGGUAUAACGACGAGGCGAAGUCGCGGCGGCAGAUGAACGCCUUCUUCGACGUCGACGCCGCGGCUAAUUCGCACGACGGCCGCAGCUUGAAGGCAGAGCGGUCGGGCAAGAAGCCGACGAAGGCCGAGCUCAAGCAGUUCAAGGAGAAGCGUCGAGCGAAGAAGGAGGAGAAGCGGCGGGCGUGGUUGAGAGACUAGCAUAACCUAGUCACUACAUGCCUGGGUACCUACCUUCGCUGGCAGUAGGACCACGUGUUUGAUGGAAGAGGGGAAACCGGUAGAC